AUGGCGACUAUGGGUAUUGAUUACGAGGAUCUGACAAUGGAAGAACAAUUGGGAAGUCCGAAAUCGUCCCAAUCGGCGAAGCUUCAGAGUACAGGAGUUCUCGAUUGUCCUACUUGUCGCAAGCCACUCAAGAGACCAAUCUAUCAGUGUAUAAACGGGCAUCAAGCUUGUUCGUCAUGCUGCAAAAAAUUGAACAAGACAUGCUCGUUCUGUAGAGCUCACAUCGGGGAUAUACGAUGCAGAGCCAUGGAGAAGGUUGUUGAAGCAUCUAUAGUCCCAUGUCCAAAUGAAAAAUACGGGUGUAACGAAACCACCACGUAUUGUAAUCAAUCUAGCCAUGAGAAGGUUUGUUCUUUCGCCCGCUGUUCUUGCCCUGUACCAAACUGCAACUACGUUGGCUCUUACGCGGAUCUCAAAAGCCAUGCUUCUGCUGCACACACUUGGGAAGAGGGUGUCCAGUUUGUGUUUGACCGUCCUAUAAUCUUUUGCAUGAACCUUGGUAAGAGGAAGACGGUCGUUUUAAGGAAGAGGAAGAGGGUGAUUUGA
Messenger RNA from Arabis nemorensis, 546 nucleotides. Lineage: Eukaryota; Viridiplantae; Streptophyta; Magnoliopsida; Brassicales; Brassicaceae. The record is from the annotation of a GenBank genome assembly.